Molecule: messenger RNA, 492 nt
Organism: Heterostelium album PN500
Lineage: Eukaryota; Evosea; Eumycetozoa; Acytosteliales; Acytosteliaceae
Exons: 2
Coding region: 1-492 (163 amino acids)
Molecular function (GO): protein binding
Source: RefSeq, a predicted model, not a curated record
AUGAAACAUCUACCAAAUACUUUCAACUCUGUUGUGUCGGGUGAAUUCAUCUAUGUAUUCGGAGGAUCUGGUUCAGAGAGAACUUGUCAUAGGUUAUCCGUUAAAACGCGUGCACUCAUCACCGAAGAGAUGACAGGAAUCAAAGGUGGAACUAAGAUAUCGGUUUGUUGCGACGGUGAAGAUCAUAUCUAUUUGGUUGGUGGAUUUGAAAAUGAUCGCUUGGCCAGAGUCGAUCGAUACAAUAUCAGGACAAACAAGUUUGAGAGACACGGUGAAUUACGAUUACCUUGCUACUUCCUGGUGUCUUUUGUCUAUAAUGGCAAACUCUAUAGUAUUCCACAGUAUGGUCCUGAUCUGGUUAUCUACGAUAUUGCAACCAAAAAAUCAGAGACUCAUACCCCACCUCAUCUGUUUAGUGCCAGUAUGUCAGCUUGUACCGUUUGUAAAAAGUCUGCCAAAUAUCAUACCUCAAAGAGUAUCUGUGAUUCUUAA